CAAAUAUUCAAAUCAAAUCUGUGAAAUAUAAGAAAAACUUGUGCCUGACACUGCAGAGUUCUCAUAUUCGCAGCCGGUGAGAAGAAGCACUUCUGCCUUCUCCAAACAUGAAUCUAUUUCUGAUCACUUUUCUUUUGUUCUCUAUUCGUAUGACAAGCGGCGCAGCUUGUACCGGGCAGACCAACAAAAUGUGUCAGGACGCUUGUGUUCGCAGAGGACAUCCAAGUGGAAGAUGUAGAAUCCGCAGAGGAAAUUCGCUACGGUGUAUAUGCGAUCCAAAGGGAAGGAAUUGAGUAUGCUUGCUUUCAAGGCACAUUUACAUCAAACGUUUACAACUUUGUGCAUGAAUUUCUUUUAUC
Molecule: messenger RNA, 359 nt
Organism: Cylicocyclus nassatus
Lineage: Eukaryota; Metazoa; Nematoda; Chromadorea; Rhabditida; Strongylidae
Source: the annotation of a GenBank genome assembly